AUGGAUGGUAACCGUCUUCCCAAACUCGCGGUUCUCAUUGAUGCGGACAAUGCCCAACCCUCCGUUGUUAAUCUCCUCCUUGCCGAAGUGGCAAGAUACGGUACAGCUCAUGUGAAGCGAGUGUAUGGGGACUGGACUAGACCCAAUCUGCAGGGCUGGAAGGACAAGCUCCUUGAGCAAUCCAUCCAACCAAUCCAGCAGUUCGCGUAUACCCAUGGCAAAAAUGCGACCGACUCAGCUAUGAUUAUUGACGCCAUGGAACUUCUAUACUCUAGCCGAUUCGAUGGGUUCUGUCUCGUCUCAAGCGACAGUGACUUCACCCGGCUGGCCGCUCGUAUCCGGGAGUCCGGAGCAAUUGUGUACGGAUUCGGGGAGCGAAAAACGCCCAAGCCUUUCGUCGCUGCAUGCGAUAAAUUUAUCUACACUGAAAAUCUCGUGCAUAUUGAUGAGCUUGUGCCACACGCGCAGAAUGUUAUCUUUUCUGAAAGUCAACCAUCGGCCGGGCACGCUCCAAUUGAUAGCCCCUUGACAAAUCAGUUGCGAACGAUGGUAGAAGCAGCGUCCGAUGACGAUGGCUGGGCUAGGCUCUCUGCUGUCGGUCAGCUCCUUACAAAAAGUUGUCCUGCCUUUGACUCUCGUACCUACGGAUACCAUAAGCUCAGCGACCUCCUCUCUGCUUCCCCUUUGUUUGAAAUUACCAGACGUUCUCUUCCACAUGGCUCCACGGAGAUCUUCGUACGUGACAAGCGUAGGAAGCCCGAAAGUUUUGCCACUUAA
Messenger RNA from Penicillium oxalicum, 777 nucleotides. RefSeq lists its product as uncharacterized. Gene Ontology annotation, molecular function: RNA nuclease activity. NCBI's taxonomy places the organism in Eukaryota, Fungi, Ascomycota, Eurotiomycetes, Eurotiales, Aspergillaceae. The record is from RefSeq and is a predicted model, not a curated record. The coding region runs from base 1 to 777 and encodes 258 amino acids. The transcript has a single exon.